This is a messenger RNA of Oncorhynchus gorbuscha (pink salmon), 1760 nucleotides long. Its product is annotated as DNA replication complex GINS protein SLD5-like. Gene Ontology annotation, biological process: DNA-templated DNA replication; double-strand break repair via break-induced replication. The record is from RefSeq and is a predicted model, not a curated record. NCBI's taxonomy places the organism in Eukaryota, Metazoa, Chordata, Actinopteri, Salmoniformes, Salmonidae. The transcript is spliced from 8 exons. Gene Ontology annotation, cellular component: GINS complex. The coding region runs from base 201 to 884 and encodes 227 amino acids.
UUGGCGCGAACUUUAACCGGAAGUUUGUGGUUUUGUUUGUUGUUUCUGUGUUGUGCUGUCGAAAUCGAGCUUUACAGUAUUGUUAUUUGUAGUUGUAAUGUAGAAUGUUAACAUUCUGCGUAGUUCAGCAGAGUACCGACGUUUUCUAGUCUGCCGUUGAAUAAUUAUUGUAGACUAAGCUAGUCGGCUGAAGAGCAAUUAUGUCGGAUGCGAUGUCUGAUGAUCAUGAUGCCAGCGACAUGAGCGGAGGAGAUGACGGCCAAGAAGAUGUGAUGACUCCAUCGGAACUGAUUAGGAAACUGGAAGAGGCUUGGCUGAAUGAGAAGUUCUCUCCUGAGCUUCUGGAGAACAAGUCAGAGAGGGUGGAGUGUGUGAUGGAGCAGCUGACUCACAUGGAGGCCAAUCUGCAGCGGGUUAGGAAGGGUGAUAUGAAAGCCAGUGUCCACCGCAUGGAGAUUGACAGGAUUCGCUAUGUCCUCAGCAGCUACCUCCGCUCUCGCCUCCAAAAGAUUGAGAAGUUUUUCCCUCAUGUCCUGGAGAAAGAGAAAUCUCGAGCGGAGGGAGAUGCUUCGUUCCUGUCUCCAGAGGAGUUUGCCUUUGCCAAAGAAUAUUUGGCCAACACAGAGACCUAUCUGAAGGCUGUAGCUCUGAAACACAUGCCCCCAAAUCUACAGACAGUGGAUAUGCUAAAAGCAGUACCAGAGCCCUGUCUGGACUCCUUUGUGUUCCUGCGUGUGAGGGAGAGGCAGGAAAACAUCUUGGUGGAACCUGAGACAGACGACCAGAGAGAGUAUGUUGUGGAUCUUGACGAGGGUUCUCAGCAUCUGAUGCGGUAUCGCACUAUAGCACCUCUGGUUUCAAGUGGAGCAGUACAGCUAAUUUAACUGUCAAGAUGGACAAGAUUAAUAUGAGAUGAAAGGUGAGUUCCUAACAAGUUCUGGAAGCCAAGCUAGAGCUCUGCGAUGUUCACAAUGAUGGGGUCAGACGUUUAGAAAAUAUGUACACUUUCUCUAACACUAAAUAUAUAAAUAUGUCUUUUACAGUUAUACUAUAGUUAGAAAAAGUACAAGUCAUUUCAAGUCUUAUGCAUACAGUUUUGUGGAAUAGGAAAUGUAUCAUAUUUGUACUGUGUAUUUGAGCUUGUGCCCUCAACUGACUACACCUAACUAUUUUUACCAGAAAGGUGAGAUUUGAACCUUUCUUGGAGUAUGCAGUGUUAUUGUGUAUGGCCCUCUCAUGAUAAAUCAUUACUUUUGGGGAUUACGUAGAAUACAUUUUCAGCUGCAUUUAAGAGGUUAAGUCUUUAGGAAUAGGACCUUGUCUCACGUUGCCCCCUAAUGGUUGAUCAGCCAUAAGCUGUGCACCAACGGUCCACAAAGACACAAGCUGUUUGUAGGUGAGAAGAACACGCCUGCAUCAUUAUAUGCAUUAAUCUUACACACAUCCAAUGACACCCAGAAUCCCUCUCUUUCUAUGCAUCAGUAAAAACAUCUGUUGUGUGAUCAUUUAUGAAAGGUCAUGCACAUACAAAUUAUGUACUGUACAGUACCUUCAGGAACUAAAAAUUUGAGGGAGUGUACAAUUGGCAUGCGGACUGCAGGAAUGUGCCAUUCAUCUGCAGCCAUCACCUCAUGCCUCAGCAUGAUAAUGCACAGCCCCAUGUCUCAAGGAUCUGUACACAAUUCCUGAAAGCUGAAAAUGUCCUAGUUCUUCCAUGGCCUGCAUACUCAUCAGACAUAUCACCAAUUGAGCAUGUUUGG